This is a messenger RNA of Panicum hallii, 3300 nucleotides long. RefSeq names its product pentatricopeptide repeat-containing protein At2g31400, chloroplastic. Gene Ontology annotation, molecular function: protein binding. The record is from RefSeq and is a predicted model, not a curated record. Lineage: Eukaryota; Viridiplantae; Streptophyta; Magnoliopsida; Poales; Poaceae. The transcript has 4 exons. The coding region runs from base 440 to 3049 and encodes 869 amino acids.
CCCUUCCUUCCCCACCCACGCCACGCGUGUGUUCUUCGCAGCCACCCAACCCCCGCCUCGGCGAAAUCCGGCGCCAAAUCCCCUCACCUUAUCGCCAAAUCGACCGCCCAUCGGCAUGAUGACCCCCUCAUCAUCGCCCCGGACGCUGCACCGCAGCGAAACGGCCCUGGUUUAGCCGUCAAAGCCCCACCUUUCUGGAGCCUUUCUUGGGCUAGUGCCGCGUGCCUCCCGAGCGAGGACCCCCGGGGAUUGGAUUCCGGCGUAGCCUGCCUUUCCCGGUUGGAUUGGGAUAUAGGCGGGGGGUGAUUUCGUGGGAGAGGUUUGAGCUUGGUGGGAUUUCUUGGGCGGAAUUUGAUUUGCGUGAAGUGCGUCUUGGAGGAGGCGAUUCUUGCGUGGUUGCGUGGUCUGCUGGGAGGCUGCUGCUGCCGCCGCCGCCGGGAUGGCGACGCACUUCACGCCGUCGCAGGCGCACGCGGCGUCGCACGCAGCGGCGCACCACCACUCGGCGUCGGCCGCGGCCGCCGUCACGGCCGCGGCCACCGCGCGCCUGCAGGCGUCCGCGCCGCCGGCCUCGGCAUCGGCCGCGGCGGCGGCUCUGUGCCCGCCGCACCUCCUCGCGGCGUCGUCCCCGGCCUCCUCCUCUGCGGCGUGCCCGCCCGCCAACAACCCCAUCUUCGUCGGCCCCGGCGCGCCGUGGGUUCAGCAGCCCCAGCGCGCCGCUGCUGCGGCCGCGGCGCUCGGCCCGGAGUUCCGGCGCGCGCGCACCACCCGGACCAUCUCCAAGCGCACCCGCGGGGGCGGUGGCAGUGCGGGAGCCCAGGACCGCGGCCGCGUGUCCUCGGCUGCCGCGGGGCGCUGCGUCGACAAGCUGCUCCGCGUGGGGCCUGAAGACCGGCGAGCACUUGGUGCGGCUCUCUCAUCCUUCCGGGGUGAGCUAGUCGCUCCAGAGGACUACUGCCAGGUACUCCGGGAGCUCGGCGACAGGGAUAAAUCGGCAUACCGUGCCUUUGAGGUGUUUUAUGCUGCAUUGCCUCUUGUUGGUGGUGGUGCUGUCGGGAAAGGCAAACUUCUGACUGCCGCCAUUGGUGCGCUUGGCAAGAUGGGUCGACCAGACCUGGCAAGGAGGGCUUUUGAUACUGGCAUUGCUGGGGGAUAUGGCAACACGGUGUUUGCGCACUCUGCCCUCAUCUCAGCUUAUGCGAGGAGUGGACUCGCAACUGAGGCCAUGGGGGUGCUCGAGUUGAUGAAGGGUGCAGGCUUGCGGCCUACUACAGUGUCAUACAAUGCUGUUAUUGAUGCAUGCGGAAAAGGGGGUGUCGACUUUACGUUCACACUUGGGUAUUUCCGUCAGAUGUUGCAUGAUGGGCUCUGUCCAGACCGCAAGACGUUUAAUUCACUUCUUGCGGCAUGUAGCCGGGCUGGCCAUUUGGAAGAUGCUCGUGCUGUCUUCGAUGAAAUGAUCCAUCUUGGGAGUGGGCGUGACAUUUACACUUACAACACAUUUGUUGAUGCAAUUUGCAAGUGUGGCAACAUGGAGCUGGCUAUGCAGGUUGUCUUGGAUAUGGAAGCAAAUAAUGUCAAGCCAAAUGUUGUUACAUAUAGUACGCUUAUGGAUGGCUUCUCCAAACUGGAGAAAUAUGAUGAGGCACUCAAGUUGCGUGGAAAGAUGAAGUCUUUGGGAAUUCAACUGGACCGAGUUUGCUACAACACCUUGCUGGCCAUAUAUGUGAAGACAGGGAAGUAUGGUGAAAUUGCUAGUGUGUGUGAAGAGAUGGAGAGUUUGGGUAUUGACAAGGACACUGUCACUUACAAUUCCUUGAUUAAUGGAUAUGGAAAGCAAGGACGCUUGGAUAUGGUUGCUUUCCUUGUUCAAGAUAUGCGGGCGCAAGGUGUAGCUCCUAGUGUGCUGACAUACUCAACUUUGAUAGAUAUCUAUUCAAAGGCAGGAAUGCAUGGAGAUGCAUUUAAUGUCUACUUGGAUUUUAAGGAGUCUGGUCUAAAGGCAGAUGUUGUUCUGUUCAGCUCUUUUAUUGAUACGUUGGCCAAGAAUGGCUUGGUAGAGUGUGCUUUGUCUUUGCUUGAUGAGAUGAUGAAGAUGGGUAUCAAGCCAAAUGUUGUAACCUACAACACAAUUAUUGAUGCGUUUGGCAAAUCUAAGAUUCUUACUGAGGAGGAUCCUGAGAUUGGAGACAUGGGAAUUGUUGGGGUUUAUGGUGGCCAGAUUGUAAGGUCCGCUAAUUCAGCUACCAGUGGAGGCCGUUCUGCCAUUGAUGUUCGGAUGAGGAGGUCCCAGGAAUUAUUUUUCAUUCUGGAAUUAUUUCAGAAGAUGGUCCAGCAGGGUGUACAACCAAAUGUUGUAACAUUUUCUGCGAUCCUGAAUGCUUGCAGUCGCUGUAAUAGUUUUGAAGAUGCAGCCCUUUUACUGGAACAGCUUCGCUUGUUUGAUAACUUUGUAUACGGGGUUGCGUAUGGACUUCUGAUGGGCCAUCAAGAAGUUUGGUCUCAAGCACGGUCCCUCUUUAAUCAGUUGGGACGCAUGGAUUCUCCAACAUCUUCUGCCUUUUACAAUGCUCUUACUGACGUGCUGUGGCAUUUUGGCCAGAGACAAGGAGCUCAGCAAGUUGUGCUCGAAGGGGUAAACCGUCGUGUUUGGGAGAACACGUGGAGCGAGUUCUGCCUGGACCUGCACCUCAUGUCAUGUGGUGCAGCUCAAGCAAUGGUUCAUGCAUGGCUCCUGAAUGUGCGCUCUAUUGUCUUCGCAGGACGAGCUAUGCCUGAAUUUUUAAGCAUUCUGACAGGAUGGGGAAAGCAUAGCAAGAUAGCUGGUUCAAGCACUCUCAGACGUGUCAUUGAAGCAUUGCUCCUUUCAAUUGGAGCGCCGUUUCAGGUCGAGCGCUUUAAUAUUGGAAGGUUUGUGUCACCUAGUGCUGUGGUGGCUGCCUGGUUGAGAGAGUCUGGCACCAUUAACAUUCUUCUCCUCCGCAAUGAGCGAGUACAGCAUGCAAACCUGCCCAAUCUGGUACCGAGGUUACAGGCGUUGCAGUUGUAGCCCCCUAGAUCUCAUCUCAUCGUCCCGUUUAGCAUCGGGCCUGGUACAAGCUUCCCUUUAGUUUUUAUUCAUCUUCAUUCAGAAGAUUGUAGUGUAUCAUAGUUUCAGGGAAAUAGGCAAAUAGUUCACUUUAUAAAAUCCCAGUGUUUUAGGCUUUUCUUUAGCCAGAAAUGUAAUGUAAACUUGGCAGCCUGCCUUACAACCCCUUUUUCAUCAAGAUAAAAUCUAGCAGCUUCACAAUUGGUGCUCCA